Molecule: messenger RNA, 1481 nt
Organism: Acanthochromis polyacanthus (spiny chromis)
Lineage: Eukaryota; Metazoa; Chordata; Actinopteri; Pomacentridae
Gene: bdkrb1
Product: bradykinin receptor B1
Exons: 1
Coding region: 1-1110 (369 amino acids)
Biological process (GO): neutrophil chemotaxis; G protein-coupled receptor signaling pathway; immune response
Cellular component (GO): membrane
Molecular function (GO): bradykinin receptor activity
Source: RefSeq, a predicted model, not a curated record
AUGGAGCCGAUGACGCUCGUAACUGUGGCAACGUUGUGGUCUGAAAACAGCAGCACGUCCCUGCCGUUCAAUCUGUCAGAAUCUCCAGACUCCACAGAAUGGACCGUGACCCUGACCAUCAUUCCCCCGUAUGUCUUCACCAUAUCUCUGCUGGGGCUUCUUUUUAACAGCUUUGUCCUGGGAGUGUUUGUAGCCCACAAGGAUCGACUGACUGUAGCAGAGAUCUAUCUGAGCAACCUGGCACUGGCUGAUUUUGUUCUUUUGUGCAGCCUCCCUUUCUGGGCAAUGAACAUCCUCAACGAGUUUCAAUGGCCAUAUGGAAAUGCUUUGUGCAAAAUUGUCAACUCCGCCAUCAUCAUCAAUUUCUACACCAGCAUCUACACCCUGAUGAUGAUCAGCAUCGACCGCUACUUAGCACUGGUAAAGACCAUGAAGGCCAGGUGGCUGAGACGGACGCUUUACGCCAAGGUGAACUGCUGCAUCCUGUGGAUAUUAGGGUUCCUGCUGAGCACACCAACCAUAGUUCACAGAAAGGUUAAGUUCUAUGAGGAGUACGGCAUUACAGCAUGUGUACUGGAUUACGAUCAUGGCAGUUCUUGGAAGCUGGCCCAUCAGAUACUGAUGAACCUGGCGGGCUUUGUGCUCCCUGUUCUCGUCAUUGUUUUCAGCAGUGGGAAUAUAAUCAAAGCUUUAAGUCAGAGGACAGAGAGCAUAGGGUUUCACGACGCCAAUGACACAAAGGCCACUGUUUUGGUGUACGCUGUCACACUGCUGUUUCUAUUUUGUUGGGGUCCCUUCCAGGUAUUCACCUUCCUUGACAUACUCUGUGAUUUUAAAGUGCUGGAUGAGACACUGUGGUCUCACACUCUUGACAUAGGAGGACAGGUCUCAGUGUAUCUGGCCUUUCUUAACAGUACCGUCAACCCUUUGCUGUAUGUCUUCUCUGGACAGUACUUUAGAAAGAAGGUUAGCGCCAUCUACAGAAGGAAUCAAUAUCAACGCAGAGGAUCGGACAUGACCACUUACCAGCGUUCGUUGGUGUCCACUUAUAUGAACAGAACAGAACAAAUUAAGCCCGUGGUCAUUUUUAAUCCAAAGGAGCAAAUAUGACCCUCACUGAUGACAUCCACUUCCUUUGCGGCUUAUGGAUAAAGUGAUGCAAUAUCGAGGACAUGACCAUCAAAACUGCUGCUUCAUGAGAUUUAACACAAUUAUAAUGCUGUUAUAUAGUUAAAAAGCACUAUCAGAGGAUCUAUAAUAACAUCAUUGGAAGAAAUAAUAGACACAAAUAUACAUAAUGGACGUAAUGUCUGGGAGGAUUGGAAGCAUAUUUUAUGCGUACAGUUUCCAUAUUGACACUUAUGUCUUGUGUUGUGGACAAUGAGUCUGAAUAUGCAUUUACAUUUGUUUCUUUGGUCUGUUACGUUGCUGCUGUCUUGUGAUGUUUUACAGUUUAAUGUUCAUCUAAUGUUUAAUGUACA